Molecule: messenger RNA, 1254 nt
Organism: Sclerotinia sclerotiorum 1980 UF-70
Lineage: Eukaryota; Fungi; Ascomycota; Leotiomycetes; Helotiales; Sclerotiniaceae
Exons: 4
Coding region: 1-1254 (417 amino acids)
Biological process (GO): phenylacetate catabolic process; fatty acid beta-oxidation
Cellular component (GO): peroxisome
Molecular function (GO): acetyl-CoA C-acyltransferase activity
Source: RefSeq, a predicted model, not a curated record
AUGGCCGUCGAAAGAAUCAGCUCAAUUGUUAAGCAUUUGUCUCCUGGUGCAUCAGGAUUGUCUGCAAUUACCUCUAAAAAUGCCGAUGAUAUUGUUAUCACACUUGCAGUUCGCACACCAUUAGCAAAGGCUUACAAGGGAGGAUUUAAGGACACACAGCUCGAUUACCUUGUGUACUCUCUUCUCCAGAAAGUCCGGGAGAAGUCCAACCUCGACCCAGCUCUCGUGGAAGAUGUCUGCUGUGGAAAUGUAAGCGAUGGCCAUGCUGCCUACAAAGUCCGCGCCGCUGUCUUAGCAGCAGGAUUCCCAAACACCACCGCCGCCUCCAUUGUAAACCGAUUCUGCUCCUCCGGUCUCAAAGCUACCCAAGAUAUCGCCAAUCAAAUUGCCGAGGGCUCCAUUGACAUUGGUAUUGCUAUGGGUGCAGAAAUGAUGUCCGUUGGAGGGGAUAAACUCGAAGGUUCUUUCCACCCUGAGGUUCUUAAGUGCCAAGAAGCUGCAGAUUGUAUGCAACCCAUGGGACAAACAUCAGAGAAUGUAGGAAAGGACUUCAAUAUUUCUCGUGAACAACAAGAUAGAUAUGCGGCGGAAAGUUUCAACCGUGCUGAGCUUGCUCAGAAAGCCGGAUGGUUCGAUGAUGAGAUUGUGCCAAUUGUUACAGAAGUUAAGGAUCCAAAGACUGGAGAAGUCAAGAAGGUUACUUUGACUAGAGAUGAAGGUCCAAGAUAUGGAACUACUUUCGAAAGUUUGAACAAGAUCAGACCAGCUUUCCCGCAGUUUGGUGAUAAAUCAACUGGUGGAAAUUCUAGCCAGGUCACCGAUGGUGCCGCUGCCGUUCUCCUCAUGAAGCGUUCCCGCGCCAUUGAACUUGGUCAGCCAAUCCUCGCCAAGUUCGUUGGAGCCACCGUAGCAGGUCUCGCUCCAAGAAUCAUGGGUGUUGGCCCAACUAUCGCCAUCCCAAAGCUCCUCAGCAAAUAUAACAUCACAAUUGACGAUUGCGACAUCAUCGAAGUCAACGAAGCAUUUGCUUCUAUGGCUGUAUACUGCAAAGAUGCCCUCAAGAUUCCUCAUGAGAAAAUGAACGUUAGAGGUGGUGCUAUCGCACUUGGUCAUCCAUUAGGUGCAACUGGUGCUAGACAGAUUGUCACUGGAUUGAGUGAGUGUAGGAGACAGAAGAAGAAGAUUUUGUUGACUAGUAUGUGUAUUGGUACUGGACAGGGAAUGGCAGGUUUGUUCGUUAAUGAACAAUUGUAA